AACCACCUGAUUGUGCUGAUGCUGUUGGUCUUUGAGGCGACAGUGUAUCGUCACCAGGCUCACUAUUACCGGCAGCUGCAGCGCUCCCCCCCCCUCAUACCGUCUCUGUUCCCCGCCGCCAAGAGGGACACGCUGGACAAAGGCCUGCUCCCCUGUUUCAAGUUCCUCCUCAACUACGCCUUUUACAAGCCUGUGUCCUCCACAGCGGACUUUGUCCUGCUGAUGUGUGCGUCCCAGCAGUGGGCGGUGUUUGAGAGGGAGCACACAGAGGAGUGGAUGGUUGUGGUGGGAGAGAACACGGAUGAGCCUGAGCCCAUGGAGGGCCGGCUCUUCAACCCUGCUCCUAACUUCAUCAACUGCAGGAGCUAUCUGGAUAUGGCCAAGGUGUUGGUUUUCCGGUACUUCUUCUGGUUUGUGCUGUCAGUGGUCUUCAUCACAGGGGCCACGAGGAUCUCCAUCUUUGGACUGGGCUACCUUCUGGCUUCCUUCUUUUUCCUGCUGUUUGGAACCAAACUGCUGGUCACGUCGUCCAGGACCCGGCUCAUCCUGUGGGACUGCCUCAUCAUCUAUAAUGUGGCCGUCAUUGUAUCUAAAAACGUUUUAUCU
Molecule: messenger RNA, 606 nt
Organism: Menidia menidia (Atlantic silverside)
Lineage: Eukaryota; Metazoa; Chordata; Actinopteri; Atheriniformes; Atherinopsidae
Source: the annotation of a GenBank genome assembly